ACAGCAAGCAAAACGAAGAGAAGGAGAUGGCUAUGGCGGAAGACGAUUAUACAAAUGAUGGCACUAUGGACAUCCAUAAGAACCCUGCUAACAAGAGGAAGACUGGAAAUUGGAAGGCAUGCCGCUUUAUUCUUGGAAAUGAAUGCUGUGAAAGAUUGGCAUACUAUGGAAUGAGUACCAAUUUGGUGAACUAUCUUCAGAAACAACUCAGCAUGGGAAAUGCCGCGGCAGCAAAUAGUGUCACCAAUUGGUCUGGAACUUGCUAUGUCACACCAUUGUUAGGAGCCUUCCUAGCUGAUGCAUACCUGGGAAGAUAUUGGACAAUUGCAAUUUUUUCAAUUAUAUAUGCCUUUGGAAUGGCAUUCUUGUCUCUGACUGCAUCUAUCAAAGGACUAAAGCCAUCAUGCGACAGCUCUGGUUGCCAUGCAACUUCAUCACAAAGAGCAGCCUGUUUUGUAGCUCUUUACAUGAUUGCACUUGGUACUGGUGGAAUCAAGCCUUGCGUUUCAUCUUUUGGUGCUGAUCAAUUUGAUGAAACAGACGAUACUGAGAAGGAAAAAAAGAGCUCUUUCUUCAAUUGGUUUUAUAUGUCAAUCAACGUUGGUGCACUUAUUGCUUCCUCAGUUUUGGUCUAUAUACAAAUGAAUGUGGGAUGGGAUUGGGGUUUUGGGAUCCCAGCAGUAGCGAUGGUCAUAGCAGUUGUGUUCUUUUUCUUCGGUAGCCCAUUGUAUCGGCUUCAGAAACCUGGAGGGAGUCCCCUCACAAGGAUUCUUCAGGUCAUUGUUGCAUCCUGCAGGAAUUUCAAUGUAAAAGUCCCAGAUGACAAGUCUCUUCUUCAUGAAACGACAGAUGCUGAGAGUAGUAUCCAAGGCAGCCGCAAGCUUGAGCACACAGACAAGUUAAGUUUCUUUGACAAGGCUGCAGUGGAGGACCUGAAGAACUUGGAAAAUCCAUGGAAAAUUUGCACUGUUACUCAAGUAGAGGAGCUCAAGGCCAUUCUCCGGUUGCUUCCAGUAUGGGCAUCUGGGAUAGUCUUUGCUGCAGUAUACAGUCAAAUGAGCACAAUGUUUGUUUUGCAAGGCAACACAAUGGAUCAACAUAUGGGCCCUAAUUUCAAAAUUCCAUCAGCAUCUCUUUCCCUCUUUGACACAGUCAGUGUUCUCAUCUGGGCUCCUAUAUAUGACCUAGUCAUUGUCCCAUCUGCAAGGAAAUUCACCGGUCACCCUAGAGGUUUCACUCAGCUACAAAGAAUGGGCAUUGGCCUUCUCAUAUCAGUAUUUUCCAUGGUUGUUGCUGGGAUUUUGGAGAUUGUUCGGCUCCGGAAUGUGCAGGAGAACAACUAUUAUGACCGUGAAUACAUCCCCAUGACAAUAUUUUGGCAAGUUCCACAGUACUUCCUUAUUGGAUGUGCAGAGGUUUUCACAUUCAUUGGACAGUUGGAGUUUUUCUAUGACCAGGCACCUGAUGCUAUGAGAAGCUUGUGCUCUGCACUCUCACUCACCACAAUUGCAUUGGGAAAUUACCUCAGCACUCUGCUUGUUACCAUUGUAACUAAAGUUACCACAAGUAAUGGGAAGCUUGGUUGGAUUCCAGAUAACUUGAACAGGGGGCAUCUUGACUAUUAUUACUGGGUGUUGACUCUUCUCAGCAUCGUUAACUUCAUUGUGUAUCUCUUCGUUGCUAAGUGGUAUACCUACAAGAAAACAGUGGAUCAUUGAAUUGAUACAAAACAUAAGAGAAGGACUGGUACCUGUGAAUCUGCUAGCUAGUCUGCUAUUGUAGUUUGUGUUUGUGUUAUUUAAAGUUUGCUACUGAAAAAUAUGGUUAGGGAUUUGUGGUGUUAAUUUGGAAAUAGAUUAUGGUGGUUUCUUAGUUGUCUCAAACUAUUUAGUUUGAUUUCAUAUGUGCAUAAUGUUCAAAACUUGCAUUGUUGAUUGUUCUUUGCUCUUCGC
Messenger RNA from Argentina anserina (silverweed cinquefoil), 1952 nucleotides. Its product is annotated as protein NRT1/ PTR FAMILY 8.2-like. Bases 27 to 1718 code for a protein of 563 amino acids. Gene Ontology annotation, cellular component: membrane. NCBI's taxonomy places the organism in Eukaryota, Viridiplantae, Streptophyta, Magnoliopsida, Rosales, Rosaceae. Gene Ontology annotation, biological process: transmembrane transport; dipeptide transport. The transcript has 4 exons. The record is from RefSeq and is a predicted model, not a curated record. Gene Ontology annotation, molecular function: tripeptide transmembrane transporter activity; dipeptide transmembrane transporter activity.